ACCGACGCCUCCAAAUUGGGUUGGGGCACCGUGUGCAACGGGCGCGCAGCCACAGGCCAGUGGAACCGAGGCCCGCUGCGCUGGCACAUCAACUGCCUAGAGCUGCUGGCCAUUUUUCUUGCCCUGAAGAAAUUUCUACCGUUGAUUCGUGGCAAGCAUGUCCUAGUCAGGACAGACAGCACCACGGUGGUGGCCUACAUAAACCGCCAAGGCGGAGUACGCUCCCUCCACAUGUCACAGCUCGCCCGUCGUCUCCUCCUGUGGAGUCAGCAGCGACUGGAGUCACUGCGCGCCACUCACAUCCCCGGCAACCUCAAUGUGAUAGCGGACGCGCUGUCAAGGCAAAACUUGCCCGGCGGAGAGUGGAGGCUCCACCCCCAAUCGGUCCAGCUGAUUUGGGACAGGUUCGGCAAGGCCCAGGUAGACCUGUCUGCCUCCCAGGAAACCUCCCACUGUCCGCUCUGGUAUGGCCUCACAGAGGCUCCCCUUGGGACAGAUGCUCUGGCGCACAGCUGGCCCGAGGGGCUGCGCAAGUACGCUUUUCCCCCAGUGAGCCUUCUUGCACAGGUGCUAUGCAAGGUCAGGGAGGACAAGGAGCAAGUCACUCUGGUGGCCCCCUACUGGCCCAACCGGAUGUGGUUUUCGGAUCUCACGCUCCUCAUGACAGCCCCUCCCUGGCGAAUUCCCCUGAGAAAGGACCUUCUUUCUCAGGGACGGGGCACGCUCUGGCAUCCGCAU
Messenger RNA from Xyrauchen texanus (razorback sucker), 738 nucleotides. RefSeq lists its product as uncharacterized. The annotation marks the transcript as partial. The record is from RefSeq and is a predicted model, not a curated record. Gene Ontology annotation, molecular function: nucleic acid binding; RNA-DNA hybrid ribonuclease activity. NCBI's taxonomy places the organism in Eukaryota, Metazoa, Chordata, Actinopteri, Cypriniformes, Catostomidae. The transcript has a single exon.